Molecule: messenger RNA, 6307 nt
Organism: Uloborus diversus
Lineage: Eukaryota; Metazoa; Arthropoda; Arachnida; Araneae; Uloboridae
Gene: rush
Product: pleckstrin homology domain-containing family F member 2-like
Exons: 1
Coding region: 197-1300 (367 amino acids)
Cellular component (GO): early endosome
Molecular function (GO): phosphatidylinositol binding; metal ion binding
Source: RefSeq, a predicted model, not a curated record
CUAAAUUGUUAUUCUCUUUCUAUGUUAUUCGUCGAAGAUAUACUACGAGUUUGCGUGAGGAAGGCGUGAAUCCUUCAUCUUAAAGAGAACUUUGUUCCUGCUCAUUUUUCGUAAUUUUGUUAAUGUACGCUCAUGUUUACAUCAAAUGUUAAAAGAUUGAAAGUCUAUUGACAGUUGUAAUUUAAACGCCCCCAAAAUGGUCGACCGACUAGUUAACAGUGAGGCAAAUGCCAGAAGAAUUGCUACUGUUGAGAAUUGUUUUGGGACUUCAGGGCAGCCCCUAGCUAUCCAAGGACGUGUUUUAGUUGGUGAAGGUGUUCUGACAAAAAUGUGUCGUAAGAAAGCAAAACCGAGACAGUUCUUUUUGUUUAAUGACAUAUUAGUGUAUGGAAACAUCGUAAUGGACAAGAAAAUGUAUAAUAAACAGCAUAUUAUUCCUUUAGAAGAGGUGAAAUUAGAAAAUUUGGAUGACGAUGGAAUAUUGAAAAAUGGUUGGCUGAUCAGAACACCCACUAAGUCAUUUGCGGUUUAUGCAGCUACAGCUACAGAGAAAACAGAGUGGAUGGCACACAUUAAUAAGUGUGUAGAUGAUUUACUGAAAAAGACUGGUAAGAAACCAUCAUUAGAGCAUGCUGCUGUUUGGAUCCCCGAUGCUGAAGCAUCGAUUUGCAUGCAUUGCCGUAAAACACAGUUUACUGUGCUAAACCGUAGACAUCACUGUAGAAAGUGUGGUGCUGUCGUGUGCAAUUCUUGUUCCAAUAAGAAAUUUUUGUUGCCUGCUCAAUCUUCGAAACCUCUAAGAGUGUGUUUGAGCUGUUACGAUACAUUGUAUAACUGUACAAAAUAUCAUGGUGGUUCUGAACCAAGCAAAACUAUUGAUAAACCGAGCAACCAAGAUUCAUCGGGAGAAGAUGAUUCAGAAGAUGAAUUAGAUGAUGGUAAACUUGACGACACCAUCAAAAAUAUUCGAGAUCUGUCUUUAGAUGAUAAGCCUACAUUUUAUAAUGAUUCCCAUGAAGUAGAAGAAGCCCAACCUUCACAUGGUCCUUGCGCCGUAAAGUCGGAACAGUUAUGCACUCCAAUUUCUGCCAUAAAGUUGGCUCAAGCAUCCACUCAGAUUUCAGCCAUAAAGUCUGAACUGGAUUGCACUCUGACUCCUGGAGAUCAAUUGGGGCAGGAGACUACUGGAGAUCAAUCGGGGCUAGAGUCUUGCUCUUCAUUGCUAAGUGAUUCAAAUACUGUUGUUAGUUCUAGUGAAUAUGAAACUGCCGACUGUGAGCUGCAUUAUGGUGAUUCUUAAACUUUUCUUUUAUUUUGUAGUUCCAAAACUAUUUGACAAUUUUGUACAUUUUUCGUAUUUGAUUUGGUGGGUUCGAACAUUAAAUUUAAACUACUUCAAGUGCCUUCUUUUAACAGAAGUUUUAACAUUUGUCUGUUUUCUUCGGGAACAUUUUACCGAUUUCUUCAGGAACAUUUUACAAUGUUUUGUACUUAGGAGAGGACGAUUGAGAAAAUCACUGAAGUGAUAGAGAAGCAGUAUUUUUUGUAGACGCAAUGUACCUACUGUAAUUUUUACAUCAAAAGAUAGUGACUUUGAUUGAUGUAGUUAUAUUAAUUAAUUUUAAAAAUGUUUCUGAAUUGCGUUUGAACAUUUUCUGGUUUUUUCAGAAGGAACUCUUGUGCUAUUUAUUUUUAGCGUCUAAAAUUAAUAGUAUAAUACUCAAUACCAAUACUUUGUUUUUACAAUCAAUUUGCAUUUGAUUCUUCAUGGGUUUUAUGUUCAAAAUUUAAUGUAACAAACAUGUAUCUCUUGAUUAUUAUUUUUAAUUUUUUUUUUAAUUAAAGUGAACUUUUAACUUAAAUAAAUGCUAUUCAUUUUAAUAUCAAAUUGAAAAGUGUCAUUGUAAAAAAUUGCAAUUCAGCUUUAGUUUGAAUUAUUAUAUUCCUAUAAACAUUGAUGCAAAUGUAUAUUAUCCAGAUUGUGAUGCUUCAUUAAGUGGCUAUAUAUAUACACAUAUAUACAUGUUUAUUUCAAAAUUUCCUUUAUAUUGUAUGUUAAAUUUGUUUAAUUUUAACUGUUGUAUAGUAGUGGGUUGUGAGUCUUCCUAAAGCAAUAUAGUGCAAUUCCAAGUUAAGAGCUUUUAAUGGCAAUCAAAAUUUUCUUUUAAAAAAAAACUAUUUUUGGUCCUUGUUAACUUUGUAAUAAAUCAGUACAUAAGUACCUAUUCAGAGAAAGUUGAGAUUUAUCACUUCUUCAAGUGCCUCUUUGUAAAUGUUACUAUAUAGUAAGAGUUUGUUCAGCUUCUUAAAGAUGUUAAAAUAUAAAUAUAAUUACUGCACUUGUGAAAAUAAAUUUCACCAUUUAUGCCUUAAAAAAUCCUUGCUAUGAAAUGUUGAUUUAUUAUAUACCAUGGUUUUAACAGUAUUGAAAUUUGAAAAGAAUUUAACUUUUAUAUAAAUAUUGUCAUAAUGAAACUAUACUUAGUUACUAUUCUAAUUGUAGUUACUGUGAUAAAGUAGCAAAAUGGUCUGUUCAUAGGAAGCUUUAUUAAUUUGAGCCUUGCCAAGUGUCUUAUAUUGUUCAAUAUUAUAUUUUUCUUUUUAGUUUUCCAUGUUAUAUGCAUAAGGUUACUGGUGCUAACGAUGUUAACUAAAACUGUUUCGUGUGCCUUUAAAAAAAGAGAUACAUUGAAAUGAGAUUUUUUUAUUUUUCUAGCGGACUUGGCGUAUGCAGGGAGUGGGGUUUAUUGUUUCGUUAAAAGUAUACUUAAAAAUUUUGUACAAUAUCAGAAAUUAAUUUUUCUAUGGAUUUGGCUUACACUAUGAAAAAAAAUGUAUUGCAAUAGCUUAAUUUUUCAACUCUCCCCCCCCCCCCCUCUAUUUUUAGGAGGGGUGAAAGGUGUAGGGAAGGAUUGAUCCCCCUUCCCACUUUGAGAAAAUCCUGCAUACAGCAUUUUUGGAGGAUUAAUGAAUUGUAUACAAUUCGGAAUAAUUAAAAAUUAAUUUUCUAUUCUUUUCUUAAAGUAUACAGCAACAUCGUUUUUCUUUCUGUUAACUUGAUUCAUUGAAGAGUCAAUUGAGCAGUAGAGAAUUCUUGAAACUUAAUUUUAAAAAGUCUAAGUUUUAUUAACUUGUUGCAGUAUUAUUAUAAAUAUUGAUAUUUACUGUGUUAAAUUCUAUAAAUAAUUGCUAUUCAUUUGCUGUGUUAAAUUUUAUAAAUAAUUGCUAUUCAUUUAUUAUGUUAAUUUUUUUAAUUGCUAUUGGUUUACUAUGUCAUAUUUUUUAAGUUACUAUAUAUUUACUAUGCUAAAUUUUUUCUAGAAAGAUUUUCUUUCUGAAAAUAAUUCAACUACUAAUUAUAGUGCAUUUUUAAAACCUUUUUUUUUUAUAGCAUGACCUUAGUUCAGUUUGUAUUAAUUAAGUAGUAACAUAUGUGCCUUUCAUUUUCUUAGCAGAAAACUUCAGUAAAUAUAAGUUGUGUUUAAUGAUAAAAAUGUACAAUAAACAGGUGAGCAUGAAUUUAUAUAAAGCAUGUAAGAAAAUUCAUACUGACAGUUAACUGUUGGAUAAGAUGUUGUUUUUGUCUUAUAAUUUUUCAUAUCUUAGAAUAAGGGAAACAUAUUAUAUUUUUGUUAAUUUUAUAACUGCUGAAAACCUUAAUUAACUUUUUUGGUAAAUGUUAAAAGAUUGAGUGAUGAAGUGUGGAUAUUAUUUUGAAAAGCAUAAAGACAGUUAAUUUUUUAUUUAAUUUUCAUAGUUAAUUUCAUUCAAAAUGUGUUUUUCAAACAAAUUAUUUUUACAUGCCUUUUUUAAGAGUUGGCUUUUUAUACAUUGGUGCUUUUUCAAUGUGUUUUUUUUUUGUCCGGUUCCAAAAUGUUGCUGUAUAAUACUAGUUUGGUAUAAAGUCUGAAUUAAACUUUUUUUUUCCGUACUGUAGGAAAACUCAUUUGCUAAACUAUGUAAAAAAGGAAAGAAUGCUACAACAUCUUCUCCCUAAUAAAUAUUGUGUUUGGUUAAAACUCAUUUUGUUAACUCAUAUUUAAAUGUUAUUCAGUGGCGUUAUUAUUUUUCCCCUAUUUUCAUAAAGCAAUUCCAUUUGUCACAACUAAUUUUAAACAUAACUUUUAAUUCAACGAAAUUUUGAAAACGAGUAUAAUGAUAAUUAAAAUUGUAGCAUUCAUACAUAUUUUAGUCUUUCUUAAAAAAUUUCAAGAACUUUUUUCUCAUGAAGUUUUUUCACCAUUAGCUCAAUUUUUCAUGUUUGUGUAUUCGAAGUCGAUACUUCCAUGUUGUCUUCUUCUAUGUGUUUCCCAGCUGUUUAAGCUGAUAAAUUUGAAAAAUAUUACUGGGCCAUUCCACGGAAAAACGGAUAUUUUGUCUUGCACAUGAUGGCUAAUGUAUUUCAUUAAAAACAAUAUUUUAAAAAAUUAUAAUGAACAAAACUUUAUAGCUUUAGAAAGUUCAAACAUGUAAUUUCUGAAGCAAAUUUUGUUCAUUAAUUUUUAAAAUUAUGUUUCAUUGGAAUAUAAAGACUAUUACGGUCAGGGUAAAAUGGCUUUUUCCAUGGAAUGGCCUACUAUAUUUUAUAAGUAUUCAAUAUAGCUCUUCAACCCUUUCCAGCAUGGUGAUCAUCAAAAAGAACAUAGAUUAAAAUUUUUUUUAUUCUUUUCAAAACCACAAAAAUUGCUUCAGAGGUAAUAUUUUGUUCUUUUUUCCAUGGAUGGCAGCAUUACAAAAAUGAAUAUUUCUGAAAUCUUAAUUUCUUGUUCGAAUUUCCCCCAUUUUUUAAAAAUAAUUUUGGUAAAAUUUUAAAUUUUUCGAUUUGCUCUAAAACAGUCUACUAUUUCUUCAUUUUCCCAGAGGUGUUCAACUAUGUUAUUGUAAAAGAUUUAAACUUAUUUUCAAAUAGAUAAACACUAUUUUUUCCAUCCCAGAUGGGCAGUGUCGACAAACGAGGGCACCAUCUGCUGCGAAAAGAUGUUCAAAUUGUUUUCGCUGUAAAUUCUAGGUCCAGAUGAUCAAUCCCCCCCCUCCCCCCCUUCAUGGUGCUUUUUCCUCAUAUUUCAAAAAUUUUAAUGACUCGUGCCGAAAAAGGUUAAAUGUUAAAAGUACUCAUUUCCAUUUUGUGUAAGCGUCUUUUUUUUUUUUUUUUUUUUUUGCUAAAGAUGGAAAAAACGUGUAAAAGUCAUCUGGGCAAAAUUGUUUUUACAGUUCUUAGCCAAAAUGGCAUAAAUAGAAUUUAAGCUUAACAAUUUCAAUUUUUACUCUAAUUUAAAAAGAGAUAACUUUAAUGUCCUUUAACUUGGAAUAUUAUGUAUCAUUGAAAAUUUAAAUAUUUUGUUUGAACAAUUUUAGUAGAAUUUAUUUUUGGUGAAUCCUAUGAGUGUAGAACAUAAGUAAGGGGGGGGGGAGUAAAUAACAUUAAAAUAACUCAUUGGCUGUGAUUUAAAUGUUUAUUAUCUAUCAAUCAACUUUUAAUAGAAGUAAUACCAAUAUUGCUAUAUUAUCAGAACAAUACGAAUUUGAAAAGAAAAUAUCAUUAUUUAAUAUGAUUAUAACUCAAAAUUAAACUAUAACUUGAAUAAUAAAAAUAGAUCCAAAUGAAACAGGUAAAUCUUAUUAAAUUCAGUUGAAUUUUCUAUAUCACUGUACACUUUUUGGCUAUUCAGCAUUGCAUUAAAAAGAAGCGUUUCUUAGAACACCAUCUAUACCAACCAAACUGUUUUGUGUGUGUUUAAUCAUCAAAACUAAUAAAAAUAAAAAAACUUGUUUAAUAUCCUAAUUUAAGUCAAUUGCAUUAUGUACAAAAUAUUUUUAGCAACUUUUUAAAAUCCAGCCAAUUUUCCUACUUUUUACCAGGUUUUUUCCAGCUUCUGCCAUUGCCCUGGUAAAAAUAUCACUUUGUUAGCAAAAUAGCCAACCCUAGUAAUAUGCUAUCUUUCAUUGAUGUUUCAACAUGUUAUUGCUGUGAGAAUUUACAAAAAAUUCAUUUAUUGGCAAUAUAUUUCAUGUUUGCAGAGAAUUCUUCUAUUUGGUUAAAAAUCUGUUUCAUGUUAGAUAAGUCUUCGGAUUCUUUUGCAAUGUUUAACUGUUAGGGUUAAUGUUCAGAAUGUAUUUAAAGAGAUUUUAUAAUAAUUUAAAUUUCAGAUUGAAUGUAAAGCAAUUCAUUUAAAUAAGAAAGUAUUAUAUUUCAUUUGAUGAUAACAAAUUAUGUGUCUUUAACUGUCAAAAGUUAUUUCUAAAGAAAAUUUGCUAAAAGUGAUUUUAAUGUCAGCAUACUGAGAAUAAAUGUUUUUAUAAUAAACAC